AUGGCUGAUAUUCUGACCCUUGUCAGACAUGACUUACUUUUAAUGGCUAUUCAUCGGAGUGUAGGUGAGAAUAGAGCUAUUUUGACAAAAAACUUAAAUAUACAUUUCUGGGUAAUGAUGUUGAAAAAAUAUUUGCGCUCACUUGAAUCAGCAGUACUCACAUAUCAUUCCGUCAAAUCGAUAUGGUUGGAGCUUAGUGCUGCGUCAUCAACAUUAUCUAGAAAGGAAAAUUCGUCUUAUCGCGAUGGAAAUGAAAACGAUGAAGACAAGUUUAAAAUUAGGUCUAAGAAGCAACCUCAACGACGAGCAGAUUAUCGUACAUUUCAUGAGAUUACUACACGUUGGGCGGACAACGAUGCAUUUGGACACGUUAAUAAUGCCACGUAUUACGAAUUCUUCGAUACAGCAAUAACUCAUUGGCUAUACACUAAAAAUCUAAUGCACCCGAUAAAGGGUGACCAUGUUUUUGUUGCAGUCGAAACGGGUUGUGUAUUUCUACAUCAAGUCGCAUAUCCUGAUCGAAUUACAAUGGGUUUAAGAAUUGCACGACUGGGCAAUACCUCAGUGAGAUGGGAAUUAGCUGUGUUUCGAGACGAUGUCGAUACAUCUGCCGCCGAAGGACAUUUCGUUCACGUAUAUGUUAAGCGUGAUGAUCGACGACCGGUAAUAAUACCCGAUCAUGUGCGGAAAUUACUGUCACCAAUGGUCAUGACGAAAGUAUGA
Molecule: messenger RNA, 723 nt
Organism: Didymodactylos carnosus
Lineage: Eukaryota; Metazoa; Rotifera; Eurotatoria; Philodinida; Philodinidae
Source: the annotation of a GenBank genome assembly